Messenger RNA from Emiliania huxleyi CCMP1516, 2048 nucleotides. RefSeq lists its product as hypothetical. The transcript has 7 exons. Gene Ontology annotation, molecular function: transmembrane transporter activity. Gene Ontology annotation, biological process: transmembrane transport. Gene Ontology annotation, cellular component: membrane. The record is from RefSeq and is a predicted model, not a curated record. NCBI's taxonomy places the organism in Eukaryota, Haptophyta, Isochrysidales, Noelaerhabdaceae. Bases 1 to 1836 code for a protein of 611 amino acids.
AUGGCCAUGGCGUCGCGCUCCGGCAAGCGCGUCCGCACCGAGAGCGACGGCAACGGCGGUGAGGAGGGCGAGCCCGUGGCGGUCGCUGCCGGCUUCGAGGCGCCCAUCUUUGGCGCGCGCACCGUCGGCCAGGUCACCACGCUGGAGCUCGAGGGCGAGGACGGACCUCUGGCGUCCCUCAGCCUGCGCGGCGUGGCAAGCGAUCACGCGGGUGCCUGGUACGUCGCGGCUGAGGACUCGUUCCUGCACGUCUCGGCGACCGGGCGCCUGGCGCAGAUGUACCAGGUGCCGCGCCUCGAGCUGCUCUGCGCGCAGGCGCUGCAGGAGAGCGUCGGGCCGGAGACCGCCGUGCCGCUGCUCGAGGCGGCGCACACGACGGGCGACGGGCGGCUCCUCGCGCAGUGCCGCCGCUUCGUGGCCGACCACGCCGCCGAGGUGCGCGCGAGCGGCGGCGUGGAGCAGCUGCGCGACCUCGGCGUGGCCAAGGGGCUGCUCGGCGACGCGCUCGACCAGGCCGAUCAGCUGGUUGCCGCGGGCGGCAAGCGCGGCGGAGCCGUGCCGGCCGUGUGGGCGCCUCCGUCGUACGGCUGGGCCAUCCUCUCCAACUGGCUCUACUUUCUCUCCCUCGGCCUCAACGCCGUGAACGUGCAGUACCUCGUGCGGCUGAUAGUGAACGCCGACGGCAGCACCGCGCCGAGCCCUGCGGCGAUCGCGCUGAGCGGGCGGGUGGAGACGGUGGACAAGCUGCUCACCUUCCUCGGCGUCGGCCUCCUCUCCGCCCUCUCCGACGUCCGUGGCCGCAAGCCGCUGAUGGCAUGGUCCGCUCUCGGCUUCGCCGCGACCAACCUGCUGCAGGCGUCCGCCGGUGCCGGAUCCAUCGGCCGGCUCUACCUCGCGGACCUCAUCGACGGGUGCUCGUCCUGCAUGACGCCAAUCUGCCAGGCGUACGUCGCGGACUGCUCGCCCGCCUCGCGGCGCGCGCAGAACCUCGGCGUCUCCCGCGCCGGUCGUGUGGACGACACGAAGAGAAGCCGACUCGAGAAAGAAGGCGUGCUCGGAGCAAAGUUGGGCCCGCGCGCGCCGCUCCGGAUCGCCGCCGCGCUGCAAGUCGUCAACGCCGCCCUCAUCGCGCUGCUCGUGGACCUGAGGGAGGCCAACCCGAUCGGUGCCCUCCGCCGCCUCUUCGGGCGAGCCGGGCUGCUGCGGAGCGCCGCGCUGGCAUACGGUUUCGUCUCCCUCGCGCGCAAUGCGCUCGACGCGCAGUUCGUCAACUACGCCAGCGUGCGGUUUGGCUGGUCGCAGCAGCAGACGGGCCCGAUCAUGGUGGUGGUGGGCCUCAUGCUCGCCGUCGCGCCGAGGCUGCUCGUGCCGCGCCUCGGCCCGCGACGCGCCGUCCUGCUGCCGCGCCUGUGCCUUCAGCGCGCCGUCCUCUACGGGCUCGCUGUCUUCGCGGCCGGUCUCGGCGGCGCGGGCGCCUCCCCCUCGCCCACAGGCUUCCUCGCCUCCAUCGUCGUUGUCUCGGUCGGCUGUGUCUGCAUCCCCGCCCUCCAGGCCCUCCUCACCAACAUCGCGCCGCCCGGCGAGCGAGGUGCACUCCUCGGCGCACUCGGCGCCCUCACCGAGCUCACCGGCGCCAUCGGCUCGACGCUGUACGCCGCUGUCCUCGCCGCCUUCACCGCCGAGGCGCCGCCGCUGCCGCUGCCCGGGAUGCACUUCUUCGUCGGCGCGGCGAUGCUGGUGGCCGCGUGGGCGCUCGCGGCGCGCGGCUUCGCCACACACGCGGCCGAGGCGCGCGCCGCCGCGGCGGCGGGGCCGGCCGGGGCCGCGGACGAGUAGUUGCGCCGCGGCGUGUGUGUCCUCACUAUUUGUGCGAGGGCGGAGCGGAGGCGCGACGGGGCGUUCGGCUUCUCGUGGGGGCUCUGGGGCUCUGGUGCCGGCGUCACUACUCCGGCGUCACAUGGUGAGCGUGGAAGCUCUACCUCUGCUGACUGCGCACUGUCACACAAGAGCACAGCGUACUUGUGCCGCAAUAAAACCACCCCCGCCUC